Molecule: messenger RNA, 867 nt
Organism: Salpingoeca rosetta
Lineage: Eukaryota; Choanoflagellata; Craspedida; Salpingoecidae
Exons: 3
Coding region: 187-615 (142 amino acids)
Source: RefSeq, a predicted model, not a curated record
GUGACAUCGGAGGAGGAAAAAACAAAACAAAGGCCUCGUUGCCAAAGAAGAAGAAGCGAACGAAGACGAAGCAAGAUCAAGCACAGACAGAUUAGUGGGGGUUGGUUGGUGCAGCUUGGGUCUCAGCGUGCUUGGCAUUCCCUUCCUCACAACUUUUGCGAGCAAGACAGAGGGAGACGAGCAGAGAUGAGCAAAGAAGCGGCUGUGACGGCCUUCCUGGCGUGCGAGCGCUUCAUCGUGGUGGGCGCGAGUGCAAAUCGCAGCAAGUUUGGCAACAAGGUGCUGCGCGCCUUGAUCAACAAGUACGGCACAGAGAACGUCCUUCCAGUGAACCCAAAGGAAGAGCAAGUUGAAGGCGUGCGUGCCUUUGCCAGCGUCGGAGAUGCGGUGGCCACGUGCAACCCUUCCACCACUGGCGCAUGCAUCAUCACGCCACCCAAAGUGUCGGCAGAGGCCAUCAAGGCGCUGGGUGCCGCUGGUGUGAAACACAUCUGGCUCCAGCCUGGUGCAGAGGAUGCGGCUGCCAUUGCAGCCGGGGAGCAGUUUGAACUCGACGCGUUUCUCCACUCUGGGCCAUGUGUGUUGGCCACCCUGGGCUUUUCAGACCAUUUCUAACCCAGAGGGCGGGAGUGUGCGUGCGUGCAUGUGCAUGCGAGUGAGAGGGAGGGUGUAUGUAUGUGUUUGUGUUUUGUAUGUGCGUGUGUGCGUGUGUUUGUGCGUUUGUGUGUCCCUCGGAUUUCCAUCCUUCCUUCUUCGUUUCUUCCCACUUCGUUUGCUCUCCUUCUUUUGCCUUUGAUGUCCUUUGGCUCAUGUUACCUUGCCCACAGUUGUAAGCUACCUACCAGUGUAAUGAAGAACACAACCAUC